GGAUACUCGUGAGCAUUCCGGCGUUUUCAAUCGCGCUCGGGGGCGGCUCUGUUAUAGGGCCCUGGGGGCGGCCGUUUGGUGGGUGGGCCGGUGGCAUCAUAAGUAAAUUGAGCUUGACGCCAGACAGUGGCGACAACAUUGUAUUGGGCUCAUUGUCGUUGUGUUGUUUGGUGGCCUGGCUUCAUCAGCCAGCUGACCGAGCAUGUCGCCGGUGAGCCUCAGCCGCCGCCGGCUGGCGCUGGUCGCCGCUGGUCUGCUGGUCUGCCUCAUCAUCGUGCUGCUGAGCUCUCGGGAUGAGAGCACCGUCCGAGCGUCUGCGCUGCUCGACCAGCUCGAGUCGGCGCAGUGGCGGGACGCCGGCGCGCCGGCCACCGUCGACGACGAGGACCAGGAGGGGGAGCAGGCAGCGGCCGCGGCGGCAGCGGCCUGGUCUCCGGCGGCGGCCGCUCCGUGCCGUCGCAGAAUUGAAGUGGGUGUCAUUUUCACGAAGGCUGACCAGCAUCCCAAGAUGAAGACCAACCUGGUGCGCAUGUUGCAGACAAUAGCAGCGCACACACCAGAUUGUGUCAACUUUAACAUGUUCACCGACGAAAACAGCAAGGCAAUCAUCGGAACGGCGCUUUUGAAGGCGCGCCUGUCCGGGCGGUUUACGGUGACCAACCAUGCCAUCGCGCCAAUGGCCGACCAGAUGAAAUCACUGAUCGAGGUCAUGCAGGAACACUUCGCUCCGCGCAAGGGCACCUACUACAACGACGUGCUGUUCUUCCUCACCACGACCAUGCAUCGCUCGCUGCCGCGGCUGAAGCGCGUCAUCAUGAUGGACGUGGACAUCAGCGUGCGCGCCGACCUCGCCCUGCUCGACGACCACUUCGAGCGGUUCUCGCCGGAGAACGUGAUGGGCCUGAGCCUGGAGCUGUCGCCUGUGUACCGGCACGUGCUGGAGGCCCAUCGGCGCGAGACUGGUAACCUGACGGCGGGCGGAGCGCCGCCGGCCGGCUUCCCUGGCCUCAACAGCGGCGUCGUGCUGCUGGACCUGGCGCGCAUGCGCGCCUCGCGCCGCUACAACCAGCUGAUGACCGAGCACGAGAUCCGGCGGCGCACGGCCCGCUACCGCUUCAAGGGUCACCUGGGCGAUCAGGACCUGUACACGCUGCUGGCACUGGACGAGCCGGAGCUGUUCUACGUGCUGCCGUGCGGCUGGAACCGGCAGCUCUGCACGUUCUGGCGCUCCGUAUACGCCGACGUGUUCGACCAGUACUUCCGCUGCCCCGGCUCCAUCAGCAUCUACCACGGCAACUGCAAGGCGACCAUCCCCACGGAAGGCGAGCGGCGGGCUUGAGCGAAGGCGACAAUUCACACGAUUUGGCCCCGUUGGGUGCUCCUUUGUUGGCAAGCGUGGGGUCGCGCCCCUGUUACAUGGGUAUGAGAAUCUAGACUCGCGUGGCCACCUCCCACCACCUCCCUCAACCGUUAGUUCCUCAGUUCGUUGGCUUGUCUGCAGCCGCGCUGUGUGUAUCCCGAGAAACCCGCCGGAAGCCUCUUGUGUUAGCUAAAGCCAUGGCUGAAAGUGCCGUUAUUUGUCGCUCCUAACAGCUCCAUGUUAGUGAAUAGGUUUC
This is a messenger RNA of Pollicipes pollicipes, 1616 nucleotides long. RefSeq names its product xyloside xylosyltransferase 1. Gene Ontology annotation, biological process: protein O-linked glycosylation via N-acetylgalactosamine. Gene Ontology annotation, molecular function: xylosyl alpha-1,3-xylosyltransferase activity. The coding region runs from base 203 to 1339 and encodes 378 amino acids. NCBI's taxonomy places the organism in Eukaryota, Metazoa, Arthropoda, Thecostraca, Pollicipedomorpha, Pollicipedidae. The transcript has 3 exons. Gene Ontology annotation, cellular component: endoplasmic reticulum membrane. The record is from RefSeq and is a predicted model, not a curated record.